Lactuca saligna is the source of this 1640-nucleotide messenger RNA. NCBI's taxonomy places the organism in Eukaryota, Viridiplantae, Streptophyta, Magnoliopsida, Asterales, Asteraceae. The record is from the annotation of a GenBank genome assembly.
UCUAGAUUCUCCUUCCGCCUCCCACUUGUUACUUUGCUUCUUUAUUGUGACCACAAAACGGAACUCAAAAACUACAACACGAACCACACAAUUACAAACCCAAAUACAGAAUGUUAGAUCAGAGCAGUAUCUUAUGCUUAAAAAGUAGUACCACCUGGGCUCGAGUCUGCGAUACCUGCCGCUCCGCCCCCUGCACAAUAUACUGCCGCCCAGACGCUGCGUAUCUCUGCACUGCCUGCGACGCCCGGAUCCACGCCCCCAACAAGCUGCAAUCUUCCCAGCACGAACGUGUGUGGGUAUGUGAAGCGUGUGAGCAAGCUCCAGCGGCUUUUAUAUGCAAAGCCGACGCCGCCUCCCUCUGCACCACCUGUGACGCCGAUAUCCAUUCCGCCAACCCUCUUGCACGGCGGCACCACCGCGUCCCGGUCAUGCCGAUUCCAAGUGCUCUCUAUGGACCUCAGGCUGCUGAUCCAAGGACUGUGAUGGGGCUAGGAGUUGAAUCUCAAAGUGGGUUUUUGUCACACGACGGUGAAGACACCAUUGACGAUGAGGAUGAAGACGAAGCAGCUUCAUGGUUGUUGUUUGAUGGUCUGCCGCCUCCCAAGAACAGCCAAAAUCAAAAUGGUAAAGAUAAUGGGUAUUUGUUUAGUGGAGAAGGAGGCGACGAUGAGUACUUGGAGUUCAUGGAAUUCGGUGAGGAUCAGCAACAAUGCUAUAAGGUGACGGAAAAGAUGUAUGGUGGUGGCAACGCCGAUAGUGUGGUGCCGGUUCAGAAAAAUCAUCACCAGCAAGAGUUUCAGAGCCAGAAGUUUCAGUUGGGGAUGGAAUAUGAGACUUCCAAUGGUGGUGGUUAUGGCUAUCCUGCACUUACUCAUAGCGUUUCCAUGUCAUCAUUGGAAGUCGGAGUCGUGCCUGAUUCAUCAAGAACGGAGGCUUCAAUUUCACAUUCUAGACCCUCAAAGGGGACGAUCGAUCUAUUCUCAAACCCUCCGGUUCAGGUACUGCCUACCCAACUCACUCCAAUGGAUCGUGAGGCUCGGGUAUUGAGGUAUAGGGAGAAGAAGAAAACAAGAAAAUUUGAAAAGACUAUUCGUUAUGCAUCAAGAAAAGCAUAUGCAGAAACAAGACCAAGGAUCAAAGGUCGUUUUGCUAAAAGAAACAAUGGAGAGGAGGAUGUGGACCAAAUGUUCCUUACCAACCAUAUGGUAGAAGGUGGAUAUGGUAUCGUCCCAUCAUUUUAAAUAUGGAUAUGGUAAGAUGAUCAUAUUAGCAUCAUCUUAGUAAGCAGGACUCAAUCAUCUUCAGCAUAUGGGUUCGCUUUAGUUGUAAACAUAACUGCAAAGCCUUAAUUGUUUUUUGCUUUUUCUUUCUGAUAUAUUUUGUGUUGUGGGGAUAUAAAAUAAUAACCUUUAUCUUUUUUCAAAUUUCAAGUGUUCUUUCAUUUCUCUUGUGAGUUGUGACUUUGGUCAGGCCCAUUUGGCCUUAUUUACAGACGAAGCCCAAGUCCAUUGGUUUAAAAUUGGAGGUGUUGAUUAAGAUUUUAUUGAUCAAAUUUACCAAUGUAACCUGUGCAUGUUUCUUGUAAUACCAUUGACAAAAACCUUCCUUAAGAAUAUUAUUAUUAGAUUUGUAAGAAACAA